This is a messenger RNA of Zychaea mexicana, 1179 nucleotides long. RefSeq names its product small subunit of carbamoyl-phosphate synthase. Gene Ontology annotation, cellular component: cytoplasm; carbamoyl-phosphate synthase complex. Gene Ontology annotation, biological process: L-arginine biosynthetic process; L-glutamine metabolic process; 'de novo' pyrimidine nucleobase biosynthetic process. Gene Ontology annotation, molecular function: carbamoyl-phosphate synthase (glutamine-hydrolyzing) activity. Bases 1 to 1179 code for a protein of 392 amino acids. The transcript has 2 exons. NCBI's taxonomy places the organism in Eukaryota, Fungi, Mucoromycota, Mucoromycetes, Mucorales, Lichtheimiaceae. The record is from RefSeq and is a predicted model, not a curated record.
AUGCAUCUCUUGAAUCAAAAGCCCAACCUUGCCACUCUCAAACUCAAAUCCGGCCAGACCUUCUCCGGUGUCUCUUUUGGCGCUGAUACGAGCGUCACCGGUGAAGCCGUUUUUACUACCUCUCUCGUGGGUUAUCCGGAAUCCAUGACCGACCCUUCAUACACUGGCCAAAUUCUUGUUUUUACUCAACCGCUCAUUGGCAACUAUGGCGUUCCAGGACCUGUCAAAGACAAGUACGGUCUCUUUAAGUACUUUGAAUCCGACAAGAUCCAAGUUUCUGGUAUCAUCGUCAACGACUACGCUGCUCAGUAUUCACACUGGACUGCCGUCGAGUCCUUGGGCAACUGGUGCAAACGCUUCAAUGUACCUGCCAUCACCGGUGUUGAUACGCGUGCCAUUGUGCAAGUUCUCCGUGAGCAAGGCUCCACGCUUGCCCGUUUAACUGUCCAUACUGCUGAAAGCGAUCCAGCAACAACCAAAGAAGCCGGUUUUCUGUGGGAUCCGAAUGCGGAGAAUUUAGUCGCUCGAGUGUCCACCCCGGCUCCUAUCCACUAUAAUCCAGAAGGCGACAUCAAGAUUGCCGUCGUAGACUGUGGUGUCAAGCAAAACAUCAUACGAUGCUUGACCAAACGAGGAGCAAGCGUCACUGUGCUGCCCUUUGACUAUGACUUCAACCGCGACCAAGAUAUCUACGAUGGUCUUUUUAUCUCGAAUGGUCCCGGUAACCCCGCAACGUGCGGUGUCACCGUGGUGAAACAUCUGCGUGAGGCUAUCGAGACCUAUGGCAAACCCAUUUUCGGCAUUUGCAUGGGCAAUCUAUUGCUUGGUAUGGCCGCAGGUAUGAACGUCUACAAGCUGCCAUUCGGCAACCGUGGUCACAACCAACCUGCUUUGCAUGUUCAGACUGGUCAGUGCUCCAUUACAUCCCAGAACCACGGCUAUGCCUUGGAUGACAAGGUCAUGCCAGCUGGUUGGAACAAGCUUUUCAUCAAUGCCAAUGACGGUUCCAAUGAGGGUAUCUGCCACGAAUCACUUCCCAUUUUCUCAGUGCAAUUCCACCCAGAGGCUAAAGGUGGCCCACAGGAUACAGAAUAUCUAUUUGAAGAAUUCAUCACUCUUGUACGCGCAGAGAAACUCAAGCGCAUGACAGAGGAUGAUGAUGUCGUAGCUGUAGCUUGA